AUGCACAACAACCAGCCGCUCACUUACCGUCUGCCGGCAAACGGCCAGCCCGUGAUCCAGUCGGUGCAGCAUGUGCCUGCGCAAGGCAUCCUGGGCGCGCCGGCGAUUGUGCUGCCGCAGGGCGGCGCGCAUGUGAACCUGCAGGCGGCAGCGCCGCAGCUGGUGCAGUAUGCUGUCGCGCUGCCCGCGCCGCAGCAGAUCCGACACAUCGUGGCCGCGCCCCCGCCGGCGGCGGUCGUCCACGUUCAGGGCGGGCCGGCCUACGCGCCGCAGCCGCAGGCGCAGCCCGCGCCGCCGCCCGUGCAGCCGCCGCCUCCGCCGCGCCGCGCGCCGCCGCCGCCGCCGCACCGCCUGCAGCAGCAGCAGCAGCCGCAGCAGCAGUGGGGGACGUACGGCCAGGGCCUGCUGCCGCAGGGGCAGCAGCAACAGCAGCAGCAGCACCCCCAGCAGUAUCAGAUCGCACAGGCCCCCCCCGACCGCGCCCUGCCGCCCUAUGGCAGCCCCGGGCCCCACGAGCGAGCGGCCUGGCCGCCGCCGCGGCAGCAUCAACCGGCGGCAGGGGC
Messenger RNA from Monoraphidium neglectum, 563 nucleotides. RefSeq lists its product as hypothetical. The record is from RefSeq and is a predicted model, not a curated record. The transcript has a single exon. The annotation marks the transcript as partial. Lineage: Eukaryota; Viridiplantae; Chlorophyta; Chlorophyceae; Sphaeropleales; Selenastraceae.